This is a messenger RNA of Sporisorium graminicola, 843 nucleotides long. RefSeq lists its product as uncharacterized. NCBI's taxonomy places the organism in Eukaryota, Fungi, Basidiomycota, Ustilaginomycetes, Ustilaginales, Ustilaginaceae. The coding region runs from base 1 to 843 and encodes 280 amino acids. Gene Ontology annotation, cellular component: ESCRT II complex. The record is from RefSeq and is a predicted model, not a curated record. Gene Ontology annotation, biological process: protein transport to vacuole involved in ubiquitin-dependent protein catabolic process via the multivesicular body sorting pathway. The transcript has a single exon.
AUGCGUCGAGGCCCAGGUCUAGCAGCACUCGACCGCAACAUCCAUUCCAAUACUGCCUACAAUACCCUCGGCAAUGACCUGACCGCAUCGCAACUCUACGAACUGCGGCAGCAACUCGAUCUCUUCAGCACCUCGCUCCGCCAAUUCUCCAGCCAACACCGCAACGAGAUCCGCAAGAAUGCCGAGUUCCGCCACGCUUUCCAGAAAAUGUGCUACAGCAUCGGCGUCGAUCCUCUCUCGUCGUCAACGCGCAGUUCGGGUGGUCUCGCUGGGCUUUGGAGCGACAUGCUCGGGUUGGGCGACUGGCAGUACGAGCUGGGCGUGCAGAUCAUCGACGUGUGUGUUAGCACGAGGAAUAGCAAUGGCGGUGUUAUUGCCAUGGACGAUCUCAUUCGUAGAGUGACACGGUUGAGGACUGGGGGAGCGAGCUCAAGACCAGCGACAGCAGCCAGCGGUAAAGGCAAAGAAGCAGCACCAGAAAUCACAGAAGAAGACAUCAUUAGAAGCAUCAAGAUGCUCGCACCGCUGGGAUGCGGGUAUGAGGUCUUUUCGUUGGGCACUGGCGAUCAGAAGAUGGUUCGGAGCGUGCCCAGGGAAUUGGACACCGAUACAAUGGUCGUCCUCGGCAUGCUCCUAUCAUCUUCGUCUGCCGCAGUGGAUGGUGGAGAGCUUGCCUUUUUGACAGAAGACGCCCUGGUGGCGGGGCAAAAGGCACGCGGGUGGACGCGGGACCGUGCAAGAGCCGUGCUGGAAAACAUGUCGCUCAGAGAAGGCAUGCUAUGGAUCGACGAACAGGCUUUUCCGCCACGAUACUACUCGCUGGCCACAUUGGCGGCGAGUUGA